Messenger RNA from Acipenser ruthenus (sterlet), 1686 nucleotides. Its product is annotated as acetyl-CoA acetyltransferase, mitochondrial. Gene Ontology annotation, molecular function: acetyl-CoA C-acetyltransferase activity. Lineage: Eukaryota; Metazoa; Chordata; Actinopteri; Acipenseriformes; Acipenseridae. The transcript has 12 exons. Gene Ontology annotation, biological process: fatty acid beta-oxidation. Bases 102 to 1367 code for a protein of 421 amino acids. The record is from RefSeq and is a predicted model, not a curated record.
GAGCGCACACCCCCCGCUCUGAUUGGCUGAGAGUGUUGGCUGUGUAUUGACUGCUGAAGGUGAAACGUUUCAUCCAUUCUUUCUGAAUUUCAGUUUUUAUUAUGGAAUCUUGUAGGUAUUUGACGAUGCAUGCACGGUUUUGUCGUAGGUUACUGGCUGCUAAAUACUGUUCCAGAAACUAUGCAUCUGGGCCAACUUUAAAUGAGGUGGUUAUAGUUAGCGCUGUUCGGACGCCCAUUGGGUCAUAUAAGGGGUGUCUUUCCACAGUACCAGCAACAAGACUGGGUUCCAUUGCAAUCAAGGGAGCUAUUGAGAAAGCGGGUGUCCCACUGGAGGAGGUGAAGGAGGUGUACAUGGGCAAUGUGCUUCAGGCUGGGGAAGGGCAGGCUCCAACCAGACAGGCCCUCCUGGGUGCAGGAUUGCCAGUUUGCACCCCCGCCACCACUAUCAAUAAAGUGUGCGCAUCAGGAAUGAAAUCCAUUAUGAUGGCAGCGCAGAGUCUGAUGUGUGGACACCAGGAUGUCAUGGUAGCGGGUGGGAUGGAGAGCAUGUCGAAUGUCCCCUACGUCAUGAGCAGAGAGACGCCGCCCUACGGAGGUGUAAAGCUCGAGGACCUCAUUGUAAAAGAUGGUCUAACGGAUGUCUACAAUAAGUUUCACAUGGGAAAUUGUGCAGAAAACACUGCCAGGAAGUCCAGCAUUCCCAGAGAUGAACAAGAUGCCUAUGCCAUUAACUCCUACACCAGGAGCCGGGCCGCUUGGGAAACUGGCGUGCUGGCAAAAGAGAUUGUUCCGGUCAGCAUUCCACAGAAAGGCAAACCAGAUAUUGUUGUGACGGAGGAUGAAGAAUACAAACGUGUGGAUUUCAGCAAAGUACCCAAACUGAAAGCCGUCUUCCAAAAGGAGAACGGCACCAUCACUGCAGCCAAUGCCAGCACGUUGAAUGACGGUGCAGCUGCUUUAGUUCUUAUGACUGCAGAUGCAGCCAAAAGACUCAACGUCACCCCGCUGGCAAAGAUUGUUGCAUUUGCAGAUGCGGCUGUUGAUCCAAUUGACUUUCCAAUCGCUCCUGCGUUUGCUGUACCAAAGAUUCUGAAAGCUGCUGGCAUAAAGGUGGAAGACAUUGCUAUGUGGGAGAUCAAUGAAGCCUUUAGCGUCGUCGUUCUGGCCAACAUCAAAAUGCUGGGUAUUGAUCCCAAGAAAGUCAACAUCAACGGAGGAGCUGUCUCUCUCGGUCAUCCGAUUGGCAUGUCCGGAGCAAGAAUCGUCGGCCACAUGGUCCAUAACCUGAAAUCUGGACAGUACGGACUUGCUGGAAUUUGCAACGGAGGAGGUGGUGCUUCUUCAAUUCUUAUUCAGAGAUGCUAACGAGCUGUUCCUCUAAGGUGUAGCCCUUGUAUGCCUCCUAUUUCUAGCUAGUGCUGUUUGUCAUUACUGACUGUUACAGGGUGUAUAGAAUGAAACUUAAAGCACUUGAACAUAUUUAUUAUAUGAAAACACCACGUCCUUAGGUUACAUAUUUAAGUUGAGAAGAAAAUAACCAGAAUGAACUGUCAGCCUUAUUUGUUACUGCUCUGUAAAGAGUGCUGUUGCAGUGUUUAUCUGGAUCUAGUGACUCCUUUUUUUUCAGCUAAAAGACAUCUGGACAGAUUUCUUCUCUAAAUAAAGUGUUAUAUUAAAACGACAA